This is a messenger RNA of Rubroshorea leprosula, 1292 nucleotides long. NCBI's taxonomy places the organism in Eukaryota, Viridiplantae, Streptophyta, Magnoliopsida, Malvales, Dipterocarpaceae. The record is from the annotation of a GenBank genome assembly.
AACUCUUUUUUUCAAUCGCCUCUCUUCCUCUGAUAUGCUUUCAAAAAGUUUGAAAAUUAGCUUUUGCUCCGCUUGAAUUUCCUUUCCAAUUCAAGGCCAAGAGAGUUCUUUUUUUUUUUUUUUCCCUUUUCCUCUGAGGUCAAGAGAUAGUUUACAAGCUAAGGAAAAUGCCUCCUGCGGUUUCCAGUGUCCAAAGUUGGAUCCGACCAUUCGUCGGGUUUUUAAACAUCCUCGUCUCUGUGUUCGGUUUAAGGAACAUAGUUUUCUAAUGAUUGGAGAAAUCUUGGAGUUGUUACCUUAUAGUAUAAGUUUAAAGAUUGUGAACUUAAAAGAAAAGGGAAAAUGUUGCAAGUUUGCUUUGUCUGGUAUUCGGAGUUACACACCAGAUUUUCGGUUAUGGUGGAAUAGGAAAAUCCCAAGAGAUUUGACAGAGGCUUCAUUAUCUGGUGCAGGGUUAUCAAUAAUAGCUGCCCUUUCUAUGAUGUUUUUAUUUGGAAUGGAGCUGAGUAAUUAUUUAACAGUCAGCACUUCUACAUCUAUUAUUGUUGACAAGAGCUCUGAUGGGGAUUUUUUACGUAUUGAUUUUAACAUCAGCCCUGAGAAUUUAUUAAGUUUUGGAAUUGGAAGAUUUACUUAUGUUGGAAUGCAUUGGUAGUUGCUAUCAGGGACAAUAAAACAGAUUGCAUCAGUCUAUCAGCUUUUGUGUAUGAAUUCAUACAUUCAGAACAUGAUGAAUCUGGUAACUGAGUCCAAAACUUUAUAGUUAGGUUGAGUAUCAUGUCUGUGUUUGAUGUUAUUGCCUUAUUGGUGGGCCAGGUGAACUGCAUCUCAGAACAAAACAGAUGGGAUUUUUGUACUAUUGAGUCAGCACAAACUUACUGAAGUUAUAGAUUUCAUGCACAUAUCUGUAUACUGUGGAGUAUAUUAUAGAUAGGUUGUAUUGUUGUAAUGACAAGAUGAUGAUUUGUGAUUCUUGCAACUUUGGCAUUUGCUCUAUGUGAGCUUGGCAUAAAAAGGACAGCAUCUUUCAUGAGGGACCAAACUAUGUCGCAAACUUGGAAUGUACUGAUUGGCAGCAAGCAAUGAGAUCACAUCAGCAUUUUGUUUCUUCUGAUUUCUUCAUUGUUCAUUUAAAACUUGCUGCUUUUGGGGUCUUCUGAUAUAAGUAAUUUGAAAAUUAUAUGCUACAUAUUGCAGUGCAUCUUUCAACUUCUAAUUAGUAUGAAUUUGAUGUUUGGCUGUUGACUUACUCUGCUUUUUCUUGUAUUUUCAAAUAACUGUUUGCAAUUUGU